This is a messenger RNA of Anopheles arabiensis, 711 nucleotides long. RefSeq lists its product as uncharacterized. The record is from RefSeq and is a predicted model, not a curated record. The transcript has 2 exons. Lineage: Eukaryota; Metazoa; Arthropoda; Insecta; Diptera; Culicidae. The coding region runs from base 32 to 340 and encodes 102 amino acids.
CUCUGCUCGUACAUCGUUAGGUUGGAGUAAAAUGGUUUGCCUCUUCAUCAUACAGGUGGAGAUUUCACAACAACGGCAAAAGCGAAUGUUCUAUUUACGCUCGGCGCCCAACCACGUUCGCUACGUUUGCUUUGCCACACAUCAGCAUCGAAUGGAAACGGUGCAAUAUUUGCAGUACUGUAAAAAGCGGGGAAAAGUCUACAACAACAAGUGCUGCCAACUGCUGCACAAACCGACCGAGGUCCAUCCAUCCAUCCAAAGGCAUUCCCGCGAGCACGUGCAUUCCCGCGUCGCGCCGUGUGUCCUUGCAUCGUUCGAUUUUGUGCUUUGCAUUAUUUAAGGUUUAAUUACUGACCACACACAAACCCACACACCGGGUGAUUGGAAAUUGAAGGAUGAAAAAUGGGCAAAAGCCCCGGCACGAAAGGAAGAGACAAAUACAUCGACACACAGCUGCUCCAUACAGUACACUACAAACGAGCCUCAACCUCAGGGCUCUAGUAGUAGUAGUAGUUAGCUGGAAGAAGCGACAAAAAUCAAUUCGACCUAAAAAUAACCGUUCGUGCUCCGUGUCCUCCUUGCUCUGUCCUGCACAACCUGCAGCAUAUAUUUCAAAGGAAAAAUCAAAGCGCACACGGUGAACGAAUAUCGAACGGUGAAAUAAAAACCCAGGGCUUUUCCUUUUUCCUCCACUCAGUGACAUGUGUAUGU